GCGCCCGCCGUGGCGUUGCUGCGCGCGCCGCGGGGUGCUGCGCGGCGCGGUGGAGCGCGGCGCCCCCCUCGCCCCAGGCACGGAGCCAGAAGAUGAAGCAAGACUGAGAAAGAGGACAGCAGAAUCUUAAGAGGUCUGAUGAUCUGAGACAGUGACCAUGUCUAUUACAGAUCACAGCCCCACCACUGGAGUGGUGACUGUUAUUGUUAUUCUGAUUGCUAUUGCGGCUCUUGGUGCCUUGAUACUGGGCUGCUGGUGUUACCUGCGUCUGCAGAGGAUCAGCCAGUCUGAAGAUGAGGAGAGCAUUGUGGGAGAAGGAGAAACCAAAGAGCCCUUUCUUCUGGUGCAGUACUCUGCUAAAGGACCUUGUGUGGAGAGAAAAGCUAAGCUAACUACAAAUGGUGCAGAAGUGCAUAGCUAACUUGGAGCAACACAUGUAUAUAGACUAUGUUUAUGAUGUGUGUAACCAGCAGCUGAAUCUCCUAUACUGUGAAGAACUUCAUCACAUAUACACUGCUCAUCAGAAGACACCUUGAUGAGGCUUAAAUAAGCUUUGUUUGCAACUGCAUGCACUGAGAAGUUGCACUUUGCAUCAACUGUAUAUCCUGUUGCAUCUAUAACAAGAGCUGACUCACCUGUCAUGAAGUCCAUUGCCGGCAAUGGACACAGGGAUAUAUUGGUGUGAAGAGACUAACAGAGUUUUUCUUACUUGAAUGUUUAGCUGAGCCCAUUUUGAUGGAACUACUACUGUAAUGUGAACUACUUUACAACUGUGAACUGUAAAUAGGCUGCCGGGAGCUUUUGUUUUUUUGUUACACAGCAUAUGGGACUAGUAUGAUGCAACCGUACACAACACAAGGGGAUUCCAGAGCAACUCUGGAUGGGAUUCCGGAUCAUCAGAACCGAAUCUGCAGUUAAAGCUUGCUUCUGCUAUUAAUUUUUGAAUGCACAGCCAUAAAGCCAGAACUCUUGCUGACUUCUAACACUUUAUUGGACUAAUUUCUUUGAAAAGCAGGUAUAACCUGUCAGACACAUCUUGAGGAAGGAAGCAUUAGGGGCUACAAGAAAGAAAAUGAUUUCCUUUAGUUGCAGCUGGAUAGGUCAAGCUUUUUGGCUACUAGAACUGAGAGUUCUCCAAUCAUGUAGCUACUGCAAGGAAACUGCCAUUUUCAUGGAUUCCAACCCAGGAACUAAUGAUGGAUACGUAACCCUCAGGGACUGUCCAGAAGGUUCCAGGAGUUUAAAUGGCAGUAGAGCAGGCUUUUUCCCUUCUGUAUGUCUGCAUGUUAAAACUACAGAAGUGGUUACUUACUAAAAGUGGUAUAAAAACAACUACUAUGAGGUUUUCCUAAGCACUGUUUGUGUACCUAGUAGUUAGGGCGUAUGUAAACAUGGUAACAGCCUGUUGUUUUUAAAACAAACAAACUACUUUAGUGUGAAGACAGACUCUCAACUGUAUGAUACAAUUAAUGCAUCUUGUAGGUAACUCUUUUAGUUUAACUAUAUUACUACAAGAUAAGUUUAGAAGUCUUUCCUGAGAAAACUGAUGCUGAUAUGGGGAAAGGGAUGUCUCUGAGCAGUUGGUGGGGGGGAAGAGACUUGGGAAGUACUUUCAAAUAAGGAUGCAUUUUAUUUCCUGCUCUGAGACUAAACUAUGGAAACUCUACAAAGCUGUGUUAAUUAAGGAGUUCUAGACCCUAAAUGUUUGCUUGGGAGGAAAGAGGAGAGGGACAACACUGAGGCGCCAAAGGCAAUUUAUGCGAUCCAGAAUCCUUGGGGUAGGCAGGUCUGCUUUAGGGCUUGGCUAGCUCAGCACUGGCCCCUGAACUAUCUUGUACUAUGACAUUCAUUUAGCUGCUUUGUACCUGAUGCAAAGUUUCAAACACUUUACUGCUUAGGAAACAUUUACCAUAGGCUCUUUUUCUUCUCAGAUAAGUUACAAAUAAUGCUCAAAUUGAACUUCCUAAACUCUGCAGGAAACAUUAGAUUACUGCUUUCUGUACAUAUAGAAUAACUAAGCAACCUCCUAGUGAACUUACUUACCUGAGAACUAUGUAACUUUGUAAUUGUAAGGAGGAGAAUCAUGGCCUACUUGGUAGUCUUGUCCCUUUUCUCUGAAGUAAAAUGUUAACUUGCAUUCUUAGUGCUAUAUUUGUCUUUUUCUAACUGGAGACUAACUUAAAGCAAAACUAAUAGUGGCAUUAAGCAAAAAGCUCCCAGAGUUGCCUCUUGAGUACAGUAUGAGUACAGUUGACAUGGCUGUCCUUGCCCUGUCACGUGCUUAUGUAAAGAUGCAGUUCUCAUGUGACUUGCCUGUAUGCCCAGGCCCCAGCCACAUAGAAUACUGCAUUCUAGAACUCCUAAAACCAAGGAGAAAAGGAGUAAUUCAGGGAGAUUCUUUCUUUAGUUUUGUUUCAGUAGAGAACAGUUCACACAUGGCUCUUGAAGACUUCAAGACAGGUAUAAAUGGUAUACAAAAGUGAUACAAAGUACUGAAAUUCUGCAGUAGUUGUAGCAAGAUGAUUUUGUCCAUUCAAGUUUACUAAUUACACAGAUGAAACAUCUCCAUUUUAUUUCUGCAAACAAAAUGCAGACUGUAGAGGGCAAAUUUGGUAAAUUACCAGAAAAAUAUAAAUCAGAGGUCCUAAACUAACAUCUCCUCCAGCAGCUGUAAGAGAGAGCCAGUGAAAAAUGACUGGCCCUUAAUCAGAGGUGCUUCACAGUGCUGCCCCCUUUAAAAAAAAAAAAAAAAAAAAAAAAAAAAAAAAAAAAGGAGGGGGGGGAAGCAUCUUUAGGUAAAAUGGAUAGGUGUUUGCAAGUUAGUGCAAUAGUAAAGUGCAGGGUGUGUUUUCCAUACUCCUCCUCUAUUUAGAUGCGAGUAUUUAGUAAGUUGUUCAACUUAUACAAAAAUAUUUCAUUUGAUUUUUUUUUUCUAGAUCAUUUGGGAGAAAAGUCUUUAUUUACAAUGAAUUUCAAUAAAAUUUGCAUAAAUACCUUCCCAAUACCUUGUUAUUUGACUUUGUUAGCAAUCAUCCUGUCCUGUUUUCACUACUGUGCUCUGUCUCUAUAGUAUCAAUAUUAUUAAUUUUUUUUUCCACUAAUGUUGUGGCAGCUGUUGAAACUGAUGCAUCGUUGUCAUCAAAAGGUGUUUGCUCUGAUUGAACAGGUUCUUUAGUUUCAUCUUUUAGCUGUAGUUUUCCUUCCUUUGAUGCUACCAAGAUUCUCAGCAAAGUAUUCUCCUUCAGGAGGUUUUCUGAUGCAUCAGCUAAUUCUUGAAGCUUUUCAGCCAUUGCUAGUAAUUCUUGAUUCUUCUGGUCAUAUGUGGACUGUAACUGCUCACUGUGGAGCUGCAGGGUUUUGUGCUGCUUUUCCAGCAUAUGUUUUUGCUGCUGCAGUCUUUGUUCCUCUCUCCUAGCUUCAGAAAGCUGUUCUUCAAGCUUGUCAUGAGCCUGAUGUAGGGCACUAAUUUCUGAUCUUAACUUCUGAAUUUCUCUCUCUAAGUGGGAGAUAUGUCCUUGCUGUAACACUGUCUCUUUAUGCAGGCAUUCUUUGGUACAGAGGUCUGAUGAAGAAGAGAGGCUUGAGUAAUGUAAAAUAAACUUAAGGAGAUUAGGAAGGUUAACUGGAAAGUCUUCAGGGAACUUCACACUCUGCUCCUUCCUAGAAAGACACAUCAAGUUAAUAUUGCAGCUUUCAGAAUUGUAAACAGUGAUAAUUUUACCUAAGUAUCUGCUAUCCAACUCAAACUUAGCAUCUUAUUUUUAUACAGAAUGGCUAUCAUAGGAGGUAACAAACUUAAAACUUACUUAUAUAAUGAAGAUACGGUGCACAGACUACUGUCUCCUUAGGAAACCUACCUGUAUCCCAGCUUGUUUAGGUGCUGUAAGCAUCUCUCUGAUCUGGGUCAAUGGUGGGUUUUUUGUCUACUAAGAUUUUUUUUUCUAUCAAAUUAAGAAACAGAUCCUAUUCUUAACCUAUAGUUGGAAAGCUUUUUAAUUUUUUUUUUUAAUGACUAAACAUGAAAGCCUACAUGGGAACAUCACUGUUGGCCAGGGUGAUCAGAAUGUAUUGGUAUGGGCAAAUGUUAACUGUUGAAGUAAAAUUUUUUAAGUGUUCUUAACUUUUCUUUCAGAUUUCUUAACAAUAUAGGUAAGGUGAAGUCCAGCUGUAUAAAACUGGGAAACAAUUAUUUUGAAGCUAUACUGCAAGUUAUCCCAGAAUAAGUAGCUUAAUGUGCUCCACCAUUAGAAAAGUAUUGAAGGUAGUAGAAGAGGAGUUUGCCUUUAAAACAGUUAAGUGACUUUACUUGGAAGCAAGCACCUCUUCCUGUGCAAAACCAGCCUUUCUACUUGUUCCUCCUGCUGCUUUGUCUUUAUGCUCCUGAGCUCAUCGAGGAAGCAAACCAGUCAAAUCAGGUGCGUGUUGUUGGUUUGCGUCUGGCUGGCUCCCUGUGUGGUUGUAAAUUACUUACGGAUGAAUUACACAAGUCAAAAAAAACCCCAAAGGUUAUUCUAAAGCAAGACAGACAGGUAUAACGUUUAAGGGCUCAAAGUGUGCUGCUGCUGCUUCUAUAGAGUAAUUACCAUGGAUAACACUCAUGUCCCCACAUUUGUGAAACUGUUUCCAAAUUGCUUACACUGUGCAGCUGAAACACAGAAAUUUUUCUGACCUAUCAGAUAUAAUUUCCUUAAAAAUGCUGUAUGUGAAAUCCAAUUUAUUAACAUAUAUAAUAAUCACAUUAUAUUUACUUCAAUUAUUGAGAACUACUUACUGUACUUCAGGAAGAAAUCACAUUUUAUCAAUAGUUCAAGAACCUGGGUCAGAUGGGGCAUGAUUAUUUUUCUUCCCUUGUAGAUUUCUAGUGAUCAACUGUAAUACCUGUAGUUACCAUGAGCAGCUUCUCAACUGAUACUCAUUUUAGCAUCAAAAGUAAAUGAAUCAUGAUGAUUUUGGCAAAAAUAUAGUCUAUACUAAGAGAAAAUUGACUGCUUAUAUAAUGGUAGUAUUUUACUAUAUCAUCAUCCAUUGUUUAUUGACUUAAAGCAUUUCUGAGCAUCCUGUGCUUAAGUGCUAUUAAAAAGCAAAACCAAACAAAAGAAUUAAGAGUAUGAGAUGGGGAGAACAGUGUAAGUACAACAGAGUCAAUUUGCAAAAAUUGUCUCAUAAGGCAUAUGAAUAAGGGGUUCACCUGGACUGUACAGGAAGCCUUAAUAUAAAGCACCUUUAUAUCCAAAAUUAAUGUAUGACUACUCUAGCAGAGAUACUAAUACUACAUAAACUAUCAAAAACUAAUUUUGUUGAUUACCCAGAUGCAGCAAAAUAUAAAACAGACUGGACAGAAAGAGCAAGAGAGGAACAGUGACUAGAGAUAAGAUACCUUUGCGAAACCAAAUAGUGGAUUACAAAAACAAUGUUACCAAAGAGUCAGCUGCUCCAGAGAGGGGACUAGAGCUGCUUAUUAAAACAGACCAAAGCAAAAUGAGUAUCUGAAAAGAAAUGGAAAACACAGGUCUAUGUAGCAAUUGGGAAGAUGGCAAGUAUCAGAGGAAGCUUCAUUUCCAUGAAUUGUUUAAUACCCUAAAACCUAUUUCAGCUAUGCCUUAAAAUAAUUUAGAAAAACGUUUAAAAUAUAAUACACCCGAUUUGUAAGAGCCACACAGUCAUUUAUUCAUGACCCUCAUGCUGUCACCUACAGCGCAUGAGCAACUGCUGACCCAAAGUCAGACGUGCUGGGGAAUCACAGGAGGAUGUCCACCCUGUGCCAUUAACCGUAAAACAAAAUCCCUCAAGCUGGAACUGGCCCAAGCUGUUAUGGGGGUCUUAGUAUUGAAGACUGUAGCUCUUGGUAAGCAAAGAGUGUAAGUCACACUGACUUUAUGUAUCCAGGGGCUCAUCCUGGAACUGUGCUCCAGCCAAGCUGUGCUCAGCUAACCCAGGGAAUGGUUUUCAGGGAGGGAACAGAGAAAGGACGGGAACUGAGCUGGAAGAAUGGGUAGAGGGAACCUGAUCUGCGAGGCUGAUUUGCAGGGAUUAUUGCAUGCUGGAGGAGGGGGAAGAAAGAUGAAUAGUUGCAAGAGAGAACUGAUAUAAAUCAAAUUAUUUCUGUACACACUUUAAAACAUGAAUUUAGGAUUCUAAAACUUAAGACACAGGUUUAAACAUUGUGUGUUGUUGGACAGCACUGUUAAGUACCAAUACCUCAAAUUACACCUUUGCAGAUGAUGGAAAGUUCUCCAAGGAGAAGGGUGGAAAUCAGCAUGUUCAUUUAAUAUUAUAAAGACAAAGGUAUCUGUAACACUGCUUGUUUUAAUUUCCUCUCUAUAAGCUGUAAAACAGCUUAAGAUUGAGUUAAUUAAGGAAGAACAAACAUACUGGCUCUGGUGCCUGGCACACACUGACUGCAUGGUUAGCAUCGGGAGCCAAGAGACUCCUGAACUCAAAUAUUGAUUUUUUUUUAAAAAAAAAACAAUCUGUUGAGCAUUUAUAAAUUCAAUUUUAAUGGCUUUAACUUGGUCAAGUGUGGAUGAAUUUUCAUGAGUACAGUAAGAAGCUCCUGUUCAUCAUACAAAGUAGGAAUUGCACAACUACAAGGUAUACUAUAAUAUCUUCUAGAACAACUGUUAAAAGAUUUUACCAUUUGAUUUCUUUUUCUCCACAGAAACAACUAAACAAUUUUGGUUGAAGUUUUCCCAAAAUGUAUUCAGCCUGAGAUGGAUACUGGGGCUGUAACGCUGCAGCUUAUAUAAAGAAAAUUUGACAGUUUUAAGCUUUAAGAAAGGUCCUCUAAUGAGAAGUGUGAAAUUAUCUGCAGGCAAAAGCCGAGCAAGCUGAAUGAAGAUGUGAUUAAGAGAAGCACAGAAUCCACACCAUUGUGCAUAAUAAAGCAGCAAAACAUUCUAGAAGAUAAAACCAGAGAAGAGUUUGAUUACCUACAAUAGUUAAUCUGCACUAAAGAAUGACUAGUCUUCACAACAGCAAAAUUAUUUUGAAUUAUUUAAAAUUAAAAGGAAACUAUAUCAUAAUGUUAAUAUACUUUAUAAACUAUUUACUGAUGCCCACUGUCUCCUGAACCAAAACCCAAAAGCUCUCAGGGAAUUCACUUUCUGGGAAGAAAAAGACAAAAUGAAGAGGAUUAUUUAGUUCCCUUUUAAUGAAAAUGCACCACUAGACUUUCUUAAAUGUCUCAUAAUUAUUCUACUUGAGCAACUGCAUACCUGAUAUAGAAAAAAAUUCAAUGAUCAGCCCUAAAAGUGUGUUGUUCUCCUGCAACUAGCAAUGCAGGCAUCAGGGGUGCUAGAAACCAAAUUCUGCAUGUGUCCAAGUUCACUGAAUCAUCACAGCAGCCAAUGGAUAUUGGUCCUGACUCUAUUAUAUCUUUAAGGAAUCAGUAAUUUAAUCACCUUUCAGUAUGACAUCGUAUAUAAAAUAAUUUUAUGACACGCAAUAAGAAAACUUUUAACCCUGAGAUUUUUUUGUUUUUGUAUGGUUUCAAAUAUUACUUUAAUUUUAUAAACUUUCAUUUUUUCU
Messenger RNA from Rhea pennata, 7527 nucleotides. RefSeq names its product stannin (gene SNN). Gene Ontology annotation, cellular component: mitochondrial outer membrane. Bases 158 to 421 code for a protein of 87 amino acids. The record is from RefSeq and is a predicted model, not a curated record. NCBI's taxonomy places the organism in Eukaryota, Metazoa, Chordata, Aves, Rheiformes, Rheidae. The transcript has 3 exons.